GCAAUGGCAGUUCCAAUGCUUAAGCUCGUCAUCACCCUUUUCUUUCUGCAAGCCCUCCUCACUUCCCAUAUCCAAGCCGGCCCGGGAAACUCCGAUCUCUUUCGCGAAUACAUAGGAGCCGAAUUCAAUAACGUCAAGUUUUCGGAUGUCCCCAUAAACCCUAAUGUAGAAUUCCACUUCAUUCUCGCCUUCGCCAUAGACUAUGACCCCUCAGGCUCCUCUCCCACCAACGGAAAAUUCAAUGUCUUUUGGGACUCCGACAACCUCAGCCCUUCCCAAGUUUCCUCCAUCAAAAACCAACAUUCUAAUGUCAAAGUUGCCUUGAGCUUAGGAGGAGAUAGUGUCAGUAGUGGCUCUGCCUACUUCAAACCUUCCUCAAUUGAUUCGUGGGUUUCGAAUGCUGUUUCUUCACUCACAAGCAUCAUCCAGCAGUACAACUUGGACGGAAUCGACAUUGAUUACGAGCACUUUCAAGCAGACCCCGAUACAUUUUCCGAGUGCAUUGGAAGGCUUAUAACAACCCUAAAGAACAAUGGAGUGAUCUCAUUUGCAUCUAUUGCUCCGUUUGACGACGAUGAAGUUCAGAGCCACUACUUGGCCUUGUGGAAGAGCUAUGGCCAUUUGAUUGACUAUGUCAAUUUCCAAUUUUAUGCCUACGAUCAGAGCACCACGGUGUCUCAGUUCAUCAACUAUUUCAACACUCAGAGCUCCAAUUACAAUGGCGGACAGGUCUUGGCAAGCUUUAUCAGUGAUGGGAGUGGCGGAUUGUCACCGGAGAACGGGUUUUUUAAAGCCUGCCAGAGGCUCAGGAGUGAGGGAAAACUCGGUGGAAUCUUUGUUUGGUCAGCUGAUGAUUCCAAGAAACUUGGUUUCCGCUACGAAAAGCAAUCGGAAGCUCUCUUGGCCAAUAAUUAG
Pyrus x bretschneideri (Chinese white pear) is the source of this 915-nucleotide messenger RNA. Its product is annotated as chitinase 2-like. The record is from RefSeq and is a predicted model, not a curated record. NCBI's taxonomy places the organism in Eukaryota, Viridiplantae, Streptophyta, Magnoliopsida, Rosales, Rosaceae. Gene Ontology annotation, molecular function: hydrolase activity, hydrolyzing O-glycosyl compounds. The transcript has a single exon. The coding region runs from base 4 to 915 and encodes 303 amino acids. Gene Ontology annotation, biological process: carbohydrate metabolic process.